ACAUCGAGAUUUGGUAUACAGUAUUACGUUACAAAUCUUGCUGGAAAAUGGCGACUGCAAUCCAGAAUCCUUUAAAAUCGCUGGGUGACCAGUUCUACAAGGACGCCAUCGAACACUGCCGCAGCUACAACGCCCGCCUGCGUGCGGAGCGCAGCGUGCGGAUGCCCUUCUUGGACUCGCAAACCGGCGUUGCCCAAAACAACUGCUACAUCUGGAUGGAGAAGUACCAGCGGCAGCCAGGCAGGACGUCGGGACAGAUGUAUGCCUACCCGGCUCGUUGCUGGCGAAAGAAGAGGCGACUCCACCCGCCCCUCGACCCCCAGCUACGCUUGUGUGAGCUUCGUCUAGAGGCCGAGUUGGCCCCCAAGCGCGAGGGCCCGCCGGGGGAGGCCACAGCCCUGGAAGCUCUUCUCAGAAGCGACAGCCUCCUGGAGAAGAAAAGCAACGUGUGCAAGGAGGAGGAGACUUUGCUGGAAAUACAGAGAGUGCUGGAGGCCGAGGAAAACGGAGACGGCUUUCAAGACGACGAAGACUUCGAGGCCGAUACGCCAAAGAGGAAGAACAGAAACAGAGGCAAAAACAGAGGCUCCAGUCGCAAGAAGACCGAAGCGGUCAAUGCAGAUGACCAGGACAAACCUUACGUUUGUGACAAUAGACACAAACAAAAGCAUAACUCAAAAAAGGCUGAAGAAGUCUGCGGAAAGCGCUACAAGAACCGUCCUGGGCUGAGUUACCACUACACGCACACUCACCUGGCAGAGGAGGAAGGGGGCGACGAGGAGAAGGAGACCGAGCUGGCCCCGUCCCCACCGCGAUACUCUGACAACCACAAACCUCAGAAGGGUCCCGACGGCGUCAUCAUUCCCAACGACUACUGCGACUUCUGUCUCGGAGACCAGGACUCCAACCGCAAAACGGGCCAGGCCGAGGAACUGGUGUCCUGCUCCGACUGUGGACGCUCCGGCCACCCAUCGUGUCUGCAGUUCACCGACAACAUGAUGCACGCGGUGAGAACGUACCAGUGGCAGUGCAUCGAGUGCAAGUCCUGCAGCCUCUGUGGCACUUCAGAAAACGACGACCAGCUGCUGUUCUGCGAUGACUGUGACCGAGGCUACCACAUGUAUUGCCUCAAGCCGCCCAUGACCCAGCCUCCAGAAGGGAGCUGGAGUUGCCAUGUCUGUGUGGACCUGUUGAAAGACAAGGCCUCAUCCUUUGGCGAAGCAUAAUGGCCGCCACUCCCUCAGCGUACACACACAAUACUGUAUAGCCUUUACACGCUCGCAGUGUACACACAUUGAAUGGGACCCAAUAGAGAAAAAUGAAACGCCUCUUUCUUAUGCGUAUCCUCUCCAAAGGAUCAUCCAAUUUUGACGCCGUCUAGUACAGUUGUCUAUCACCAAGGAUAGAGAACAAGCCCUGCCACGAAUAUUGAAAAAAUAAUGUUUUUUUUAUUGAUGCCCCCCCCCCAAAAAAGUGUUUAUAAUGUUACCUGAUGAAGUGUCCAGCGGGCCCCUUUAUACACACACUCCAGUGCAGUUUUGGGGAUUUGGGAUUUUUUUUUUUCUCUCUCUACCUCUCAUGUAGCCAAGACCACCUUUCACUCGUCCGUCUACCUCACCGCUCUAGCGAAUCUCAUAAAUCUUUUCCAUUUUUUUUUUUUUUUUUAAAUUAUUUCACCUAAACUGUACAAUUCAACUGAAAAAGAAGUAAAUCUGAGUGGGAUUUCUUUUUCCAAGUGUAAAAAAAGUAUGUUGUUUGGGAAAGUGCGUCUUCCCUUUAAAUCCGUAAUUCAGAAUUCAUUUUCCUUUGUUCAAAACAGGAAAUUGAAAAAAAUUCUAUAUCUAUUUACAUCAUAACAUACUCAUGUUUUUGACCCUGUAAAGCAAAAAAAAUAAAUAAAUGUGAAUUUGACACACCACGGAGAAAAGUGUUGUUAACAACCGUGCCAAAUUUUAAUGAUUAAAAAUAUUGCUAAGUCUAUAAAGUAAGCCUCGAAAAUGGUGAAAAAUAAAGCCUGGAGUUGGACGUCGGCCACGAGAUUAAUGGGAAAAAAUGGAGCAGGUUCAACCACCGCACAGCAGACGGAGAAGUCGAAAAUGGUACGGGGAUAACGACAGAUCGGAAGAAAGUCGUCCAUCUGAGCCGUCAAGAUAGAAACUGACGAGAGCUACCCGGCUAGCGGUUCCAGCCAGCGAGAGUUUCCCGCAACCAAAACAGGUGAAAGCCUGCCUGGGUUCCACCUUUGGUCAUGGUACGGUGAUGAACAUAAUGUGACUGCCAACAGGUUGCCCAAAUAUAUCACAGGGACGUUUAAGUUCUAACUGUAUAUAGUAGCGGCAUGACCCAAAAAUUACUUAAUUUCAGAAACAAAUGACACACGAAAAUGACAAUUCAGAUUUUCAAAUGUAAACAGUAUGACUUGUCAAGUCAUGUAAAUGUAU
This is a messenger RNA of Phycodurus eques (leafy seadragon), 2441 nucleotides long. It is a transcript of the gene dpf3, whose product is annotated as double PHD fingers 3. Lineage: Eukaryota; Metazoa; Chordata; Actinopteri; Syngnathiformes; Syngnathidae. Gene Ontology annotation, cellular component: nBAF complex. Bases 48 to 1226 code for a protein of 392 amino acids. Gene Ontology annotation, biological process: nervous system development. The record is from RefSeq and is a predicted model, not a curated record. The transcript is spliced from 12 exons.